GCUGGGGGGCGGGGGACGAGCCGAGGGCCCGGGCCGUCGAGGGCUCCGGCGAGCGUGUGGGCAUGAGUGGAUCCCUGGGCCGGGUGGCAGCGGCUCUGCUCCGCUCGGGGCGCGGCGCGGGCGGCGGCGGCCUGCGGGGCCCUGGCGUGCGGGCGGCGGGCUCGGGCGGCGGCGGGAGCGGCUCGGCGGAGCAACUGGACGCGCUGGUGAAGAAGGACAAGGUGGUGGUCUUCCUCAAGGGGACCCCGGAGCAGCCCCAGUGCGGCUUCAGCAACGCGGUGGUGCAGAUACUCCGGCUGCACGGCGUCCGCGACUACGCGGCCUACAACGUGCUGGACGACCCCCAGCUCCGGCAAGGCAUUAAGGACUACUCCAACUGGCCCACCAUCCCGCAGGUGUACCUCGACGGCGAGUUCGUGGGCGGCUGUGACAUCCUCCUGCAGAUGCACCAAAAUGGGGACCUGGUGGAGGAACUGAAAAAGCUGGGGAUCCGCUCGGCCCUUUUGGAUGAAAAGAAAGACCAAGACUCAAAGUGAGGGCGGCCCGUGGUCCCCCGCGCAGCAGCGGGCUGCGGGUGCUGAGAGCCACUGCCCGCAAAGCCUUACCGAGUCUGCUGUUCGCUCUCCGGAUGACCGCUGCUUGCACGGGUCCCCCUGCUUGUCAGUAGUUGGGGGGUUUGGUGUGUCUGGGGUUUGGGCUGCGAAUAUUCGAUUGUGAACAUAAUUAUAACCACUGCACUGUAAUAAUGCACUGUUGUAUUAUGAUAUUGUUGUAAGCAAAAUCUGUCCUCAUAUUGUCAUCUGCUCUUUGCCUGAUUCAGGAGUAAAACCAGGAGCUUUUAAAUCAUCAUUAUUCAUGAAUCCUCUGCAAAUGUGUCAGUUGGCAAAGAUAAUACCCACCCCCCAAUUUUUCGUAGCUUCUUCUGUUAAGAAAAAUGAUGGCCAAGGAAGAAGAUGUGGGAACUGGGGUGCUGUUUUUUAAAAAUAAACUGUCAACUGAGGGAAA
Molecule: messenger RNA, 1005 nt
Organism: Lutra lutra (Eurasian river otter)
Lineage: Eukaryota; Metazoa; Chordata; Mammalia; Carnivora; Mustelidae
Gene: GLRX5
Product: glutaredoxin 5
Exons: 2
Coding region: 63-536 (157 amino acids)
Source: RefSeq, a predicted model, not a curated record